Messenger RNA from Peronospora matthiolae, 516 nucleotides. NCBI's taxonomy places the organism in Eukaryota, Oomycota, Peronosporomycetes, Peronosporales, Peronosporaceae. The record is from the annotation of a GenBank genome assembly.
AUGGAUAACAGCAAGCCAGUGAAGACGCCUCAAGAUCCCGGCCUGAAGCUAACCAAGAACAUGUGUGAACAAGAAUGCAAGCACGAAGACACCAUGUGCAACGUGCCAUAUCGAAGUGCUGUCGGAGGCAUCAUGUAUCUCAUGGUCGCCACACGUCCGGAUCUAGCUGCUGCAGUGGGAUCAUUAUCCCAGUUCUCGUCCGACCCAUGCCCGACUCACUGGCAAGCUUUGAAGCGUGUGCUGAGAUACCUGCAAGCAACGCCCAAUCAUGGUCUUGAGUUUACACGUGAAGAAGGAAGCCGUAUCUGCGGGUACACCGACGCAGACUGGGCCGGCGACAUUGAGUCAAGACGAAGUACAAGCGGCUAUGUGUUCAUGAUGAGCGGAGGAUGCAUCAGCUGGAAAAGCCAGAAACAACGGACGGUCGCGCUAUCUUCAACAGAAGCAGAAUACAUGGCGCUUUCGAAGCAACCAAAGAAGCAGUAUGGCUCAAAGUGCUUUUGGGGAACUUGGUGA